AUGCCUCUACGCCAAAGCCUCUUAAAUUUCUACAAGUCUCGAACUGAGAAUCUCAAGUCCAAACCUGCAGAGCCUUCUAUCACGCGUCCCAACAUGACCCGAAGUGCCAGCUCGACCUCUUCAGACACAGAUCCUGAUACCAUCGUGGUGUCAUCCCAUCCGCCAGCUCAAUUACCUACUCCCUCCGAGAGCUCGUGUGACGUGUCUAUCUUGGAUGCUGAGGUCCUCAAGAUGAAACAGGUGCCUAAAGGACGGGCACGACGCGUCAGUUCACGACUGACAAAGAGCGGUAGCCAGGAUGGUCUGGUAGCAAACAUUGAGGAUGACGAUGUCAAGAACAGAAACGUUAGCGGCAAGACCUUGGUCGACUUGGAUAAUGCAAGCCAGUCAACGCUGGUCAAGGAUGGUAUUGCCGCCUUGGACAUUCCCUGGAACAUGAGCGAGGUGUUUGCACAAGGAGGCAAGAAAGACUUGUUGGACAGCAAACAUGACACGACAAUGGAAGACGCAGAUUCUACAAUGGGCCUUGAAGACGAGGAUGACGAAGUGCGAAAGGAAAAGGCUGCAGCAAAGAAGGCAAAGAUAGAAGAGAAUAACAGGAUAUGGGAAGAAAAACGCCGGGCUGCAGAGAAACAAGCCACCAGACGAUCUUCGCGUGUGCCAGUUCUUGACAAAGCAGGAGAACUGGUCGCCAACAUUGCAAGCAGUGUUCUUGGAAAAAGGAAAGACAGAGCUGGGAGAAGAAGCAUGGCCAACCUACCGUCCGAGGCUGCUCAAGAGCCUGAUUCGAAGAGACGACGUGUUAGCCACGGUGAUGCUCUGACGCUUGAGGAACCUGUUCACAAGAAGCUGCCAGCUCGACGACAAGAGAAGAAAUGGCUAUCAUCAGGUCUCUACGCCGGUCAACCGAGGAUUUUUGACGGUCGUCUUACCGAGAGCAAGAACCGACGCAAGAGCACGCAAGCCGCUGAGCCGAUCAAGGAGAACAAGGUGCUCCCGCUCCCUAUGUUUGCUGGUGAACGCCUUCUCAAGCAGGGCCGCGACUUCAAGUUGCCUUUCGAUAUCUUCUCACCGCUUCCUCCUGGUCAGCCCAAGCCUGAUGAAUGGAAGAAAGUGAACAAGAAUGUCUUUGUCGGCGACGCAGCUCAAUCGUGGCGAGUGUCGAAAUUUGAAGAACACUCCAGCUGCUUGUGCAAGCCGGAGAAUGGCUGUGACCACAAUUGCCUUAAUCGCUACAUGUUCUACGAAUGUGAUGAGCGGAAUUGCAACCUGACUCCUGAGCAAUGUGGAAAUCGCUCCUUCGAAAAGCUACGACAACGAGUCAAAAAGGGUGGAAAGUACAAUAUCGGUGUGGAAGUGAUCAAGACUGACAACAGAGGAUAUGGAGUUCGAAGCAACCGAACAUUCGAGCCGAAUCAGAUCAUUGUUGAGUACACUGGAGAAAUCAUCACACAAGAAGAGUGCGAAAAGAGAAUGAAGACAAUGUAUAAAAAUAACGAGUGUUACUAUCUCAUGCUGUUCGAUCAGAACAUGAUUAUCGAUGCUACCCGUGGGUCAAUUGCACGAUUUGUCAACCACUCAUGCGCUCCCAACUGCAGAAUGGAGAAGUGGACGGUCAAUGGAAAACCACGAAUGGCCCUCUUCGCUGGUGAUCGUGGCGUCAUGACGGGGGAAGAACUGACCUACGACUAUAACUUCGACCCUUACUCCCAGAAGAAUGUGCAAGCAUGCAGAUGUGGUGCCGAAAAUUGCCGUGGUGUUCUUGGACCGCGAACGAAGGAGGACCGAAAGCAGAAAACCCCUGAGGGGGAUAACAAGAAGAUCGGAAAAUUGGCUGGAGCCAAGAGGAAGAUCGCGGAAGCAAUUGAAGAAACUACGAGCCGUGUCACGAAGAAGGCCAAGCUUUCCCAACCCAAGGCGAAGGUCUACAGGUCCAGCGGUCUGGGUAGCCCUCUCAACGUACGAAAGGUGAAGCUCAUGAAGAAGGCUGUUUCUCGAAAGACCAGCGCCACUGCUAUUGGAUUUGCAAGACGGCCAUCGAAGCUUAAGAAGUUGGUCGAAAGUGCGAAGAGCAAGACGGUCAAGCAACGAGUUGUCUCCACAUCAUCAUCGACGGCGUUGAUUGUGAAAGAGAAUCCCAAGGAAACAGCGAAGCCGCUUUCGAGAUCUUCUAGCUUGCGAGACAAGGCUUCCAGCGUCAGGAGUCGAGUUGUUAGGACUGUUCGUGGGAGUCAAAGUGGAAGGAGCAGAACUAUUCGAGCCGUUGCUGAUGAGGCAGAGGAAUUGUGA
Molecule: messenger RNA, 2289 nt
Organism: Exophiala xenobiotica
Lineage: Eukaryota; Fungi; Ascomycota; Eurotiomycetes; Chaetothyriales; Herpotrichiellaceae
Exons: 2
Coding region: 1-2289 (762 amino acids)
Biological process (GO): regulation of DNA-templated transcription
Cellular component (GO): nucleus; chromatin
Molecular function (GO): histone H3K36 methyltransferase activity; protein binding
Source: RefSeq, a predicted model, not a curated record